This is a messenger RNA of Nicotiana tabacum (common tobacco), 3107 nucleotides long. Its product is annotated as serine/threonine-protein kinase/endoribonuclease IRE1a. Gene Ontology annotation, biological process: IRE1-mediated unfolded protein response; mRNA processing; intrinsic apoptotic signaling pathway in response to endoplasmic reticulum stress. Gene Ontology annotation, molecular function: ATP binding; protein serine/threonine kinase activity; RNA endonuclease activity. Gene Ontology annotation, cellular component: IRE1-TRAF2-ASK1 complex. The record is from RefSeq and is a predicted model, not a curated record. Lineage: Eukaryota; Viridiplantae; Streptophyta; Magnoliopsida; Solanales; Solanaceae.
ACAGUUGAGAACGGACAAAGCCAACCGUGGACGGACGAAAUCCCAGGAACCCAAUCCCAGAAGAAACGACUGUUUACCUCAAUCAAACCAAAGAUCCUCUACAACUACGCCCCUUCUUCCAAAUUUCGAAUCUCAUCAUUAUUACUCUUCCCUCCCCUAGAUUUCCUCAAUCUCAAUCUUCCCAUGUAACCCAUUUACUGUAUCAUACGGUACCUCCCUCAUUUAUUUAAUACCCCAUACCCGACCAAAAAAAAAAAAGCAAUCACCGUGUAGAAGAAAUCGGCGAUCUAUUUCUGGUUUCAGGUUGAAUAUCGUCGAUGAAACGGCACUGGGUGAUCCUGGUCUGUAUUUUGCUGUUAUUUUUUGGCUUUACGGGCUUGGCGAGUGAGUUAUUGAGCUUGCCCAGUAGUUCAAUUGAGGGAAUUUCCGAUGAGGUUACGCUAGCUCCGGCGAGGAGGAAUCUGUUGUCAGAGUUGAGGAAACCUGAGACAGCACUGGUUGCUGAACUGGAUGGUACUGUUCAUUUACGGGAGGUUAAAACUGAGAAAACACUCUGGUCAUUUAGAUCUGGCCCAUCAAUCUACUCUUCUUAUCAGGCUCCUAUAAACUAUAAUGACAACAGGGAGGCAUCAUCUGAUAUAGGAAGUGGUUAUUUCAUUGACUGCCGUGGGGAUGAUUGGGAAUUGUAUGCGCACAACAGGCUUGGCAAAUUGAAACUUAUGAAAAAUAUUGAUGAGUAUAUUAGUUCAACUCCACAAAUAGCUGAGGAUGGCGGGAUUGUUCUGGGAUCUAAAAGAACUACUGCAUUUCUGGUUGAUGCUAAGACUGGUCGCCUGAUUUAUACAUAUAGGAUGCCUGACUCUCCAGCAACUCACGACAAUGGCAUUGCCUUUCAUCAUAAUGGUACCAUUGAUGAAGAGAGUCUGCCCACAUACACGCUUUACAUCACCAGAACAGACUAUGCAUUGACAUCUUUUAUUCCAAACUCAGACCAAGUGUUGUGGAACAUGACGGUUGCUGAAAUAGGGGCUGCUUCUCUUUGCAAAGACAUCGAGGAUCCAUUUAGUGGGGAUAUUCUGGAUUCUGAAAGAUCUGAACCUGACGUACAUUUCGAUAUGCCAUUGCCAUGUCAGUCAAGGGCCCUUAUCCACAGACGUCGAAGUCAGCAGGAGAAGAUGCUCCCGGGUGCUCAUCGUCCAGAGCUCCCCUCAUCAGAGCCAAAUGUUGAUAAUGCAGCUAAUGCAGACACAUCCCAUUUGGAAUAUUUUAUAAAAAGGACUAUGUUUGGCAUAUUGGUGGUGCUCAUACUUUUAAUCAUCAAAAAGAAAAAUUCCGAAGAUGUUAAAAAGCCAUUUAAAGAAGGAAUAAUCAAGUCUUCUGAAAGAUUGAGCAUGCCAGUUCGCAAUAUUUUAGCCACUCUUGUGGGAGCUUUAACACGCAAUCGUUAUUCAGGGGCUGAAGUCAAGUUGGUUAGACAGCCCGGCAACUCACAUUCACCAAAUGUACCUUCAAAAAGGAAAAAGUCUCGGAAGUCUGGAAAGAAUGGGAGCAAUGGUGAGAAAAGUGAUAAAGGCCCCUCAUCUGAUGGUGGACUUCAAUAUGCAGACGUGGAUGCUGAUAAUAAACUGUUGCUGAACCUUAUUCAACCAAGUAUAUGUGGCAAAGGUGGACGCACUAUCGGUAAGUUGUUUGUCUCCAGUACAGAGAUUGCUAAAGGGAGCAAUGGCACAGUUGUCCUUGAAGGAAUUUAUGAAGGUCGUGCAGUUGCUGUGAAAAGACUUGUCCGGGCACAUUAUGAUAUCGCCUUCAAAGAGAUAAAGAAUCUUAUUGCAUCUGAUCGACAUCCAAAUAUUGUUCGGUGGUAUGGUGUGGAACAAGACCAAGAUUUUGUUUAUCUUGCACUGGAACGCUGCAUUUGCAGCUUGAGUGACCUUAUUCAGAUUUAUGCCGACACUACAGUAAAUGCACGUCUUAACCAGAACUUGGAUGCAGAAUCUACUAACCGUAGAAUUCAUUUGGAUUAUUUGAACGGUAUUAUGUUGGAUACUGAGUUAAGGAAAGAAAAUGGUUUUCCUUCACCUUUGUUGCUCAAAUUGAUGAGGGAUGUGGUCUCUGGUCUUGUGCAUCUUCAUGAUUUGGGGAUCAUUCAUCGAGACCUGAAGCCCCCAAAUGUUCUGAUAACUAAGGAAAGAUUCUUAGGUGCUAAGCUUUCUGAUAUGGGAAUUAGCAAGCGCCUCAUCGGAGAUAUGUCUUCAUUGGGUCAUCACGCGACAGGUUAUGGAAGUUCGGGUUGGCAAGCUCCUGAACAGCUUCUUCAUGGACGUCAAACACGCGCUGUUGAUAUGUUCAGUCUGGGGUGUGUUCUGUUUUUCUGCGUGACUGAUGGUAGUCAUCCCUUUGGAAGCCCUCUUGAGCGUGACAUUAACAUUACAAAGAACAAAAUUGAUCUUUUCUUGGUGGAACACAUCCCUGAAGCUGUGGAUCUCUUUUCUCAUUUAUUAGACCCCAAUGCUGAGUUGAGACCGAAGGCUGUGGACGUGCUUGCUCAUCCUUUCUUUUGGACAUCUGAGAUACGAUUGUCAUUUCUUCGUGACUCAAGCGACAGGGUGGAACUCGAAGACAGGGAGACUUCUUCUGAUCUCCUGAAAGCAUUGGAAGGUACAGCACCAGUUGCUUUGGGUGGAAAAUGGGAUGAGAAGAUGGAAUCUCCGUUCAUCAACAAUAUUGGUCGUUACAGGCGAUAUAAGUUCGACAGUGUUCGUGAUUUGCUGCGAGUCAUGCGCAACAAGCUAAAUCAUUACAGAGAGCUUCCCACCGAAAUUCAGGAAAUUUUAGGAACUGUACCAGAAGGAUUUGAUGGCUAUUUUAAGAGUCGGUUUCCCAAAUUACUAAUUGAAGUGUAUAAAGUGAUGUCAGAUUACUGUAGGAAUGAAGACUGUUUCCAGAAGUACUUCACAAGCAGUGUACUCUAAGACUCCUCCAAAUAGCGACUGAAUCUUGUUCAAUACUUGAAUGUAUGAUGUCAACAUGUAAUGUAGUCUAUAUAUGUAAAUAUGAUCAACCUAUAUAUAUUCUUAUUAAAGUGUAUAUUUAUGUCGACCAACAUA